Danio rerio (zebrafish) is the source of this 1110-nucleotide messenger RNA. NCBI's taxonomy places the organism in Eukaryota, Metazoa, Chordata, Actinopteri, Cypriniformes, Danionidae. The record is from RefSeq and is a predicted model, not a curated record.
GGCACGCAACACACCUGACGCUUGAAUCAAACGGUGAGUCAAGGAAGAAGCCUCUGUUGACUAAUAAAACAACUUUCAAGCCAAAAUAAUUAUAGAGAACUUCCAACUUUCACUUAUAUGUUUCUAAACUUUUAACGUGCUGGUUUUUGUUUGAUCAUGGCGUCGAGGAUCGAUCAGCUCGCGAAGCCCAAAACAAACCUGCUCAAAUUCCCGGACAGGCGCUCGGUGUACUGGCUUGAUGAGCUACCAUCCAGACCAAAAAGCUCCACGACUGCCUUCGAAACAACCCCUCGUUUGGAGAAGCUCGUCCAAAGCAAACGACCAAUCCAUUUUUAUGAGGACAACAGUGAGUCUGAUAUACGUGUCCUUGCAGAAGAUCAGUGGAGUGGGUUGUUAGUGCAGCUGCGCUGAAGGCUUGUCCCUCUCAGAGGGUGUGUUCACUGGCACUGCCACGGCCACCUGCUGAUGGAUGGCAGCCUGACCGCCCUCUCAUGGACACUUUGAGUGUUGCGGUUAAAACGGCCAAACCGAGUCCAAGGAUCUGUUAUCUGGCGCAACCGAAGCAAAUAAAGAUGACAUUAACACACUUCAGCGUGGAGUCCAGUGAGCACGAGAUUGGCAUCAGCACUACCCCCUCCGCCCGCCUGCUGCGGCUGGCCUCUCCUAAGCAGGUGCAUCCGCAGCAUACACUCGCCCGCUCUGUUUCCUGGCCAAUUCCAAAACACGUACUGAAGGCUGGAGCCAGCGAGAGGCUGCAGGUUCUGGCACGUCCUAAAACCCGUCAGGCCCUGUUUGAAGGCUACAAUCCAUACCGGGUCAGUCCUGCCGCCGGCUCCGCCACCGCCUCCCCCAGACUACUGGAGCUGUCAUUACCCCUGCCGCGCAAAUGCAGAGAACAGUAAACCAGCAUUUCAGCCAGCCAUCACUACUGAGGCUUUUGGGAACAUUUUUAUCAUAUGCACUGAGAUAAAAAAAAAUUCUGCUGAAUGUACAAAAUGAUAAAUUAUUAGGCAAGGCAAGCUUACUUCUAUAGCACAUUUCAUACACGAUGGUAAUCCAACUUGCUUUACAUAAACAAGAAUAAAAGAAACAUUAAAUACAAUGUAAGAA